Messenger RNA from Alternaria arbusti, 831 nucleotides. RefSeq lists its product as uncharacterized. Bases 1 to 831 code for a protein of 276 amino acids. The transcript is spliced from 2 exons. NCBI's taxonomy places the organism in Eukaryota, Fungi, Ascomycota, Dothideomycetes, Pleosporales, Pleosporaceae. The record is from RefSeq and is a predicted model, not a curated record.
AUGGCCAUCCCGCAAGACUCCGCCACUGCGAAUCGGCCAUCAAAAACGAAGGGCACACAGCUAGCACCCGAAGAAAAUAGCGACAUCGCGCGAAUCAGAAAUUGUCUCCAAGGUGGCGCAGUCGCGGCCGAGGUCGCAUCAGAAGGAUACCGCGUCUGUCGCAUCAACGCCUUUCUUCGGCGCGACCUUCAACAAGCUCGCAAUGAGAUUCAAGAUGCUCUCAAGGAACUACGUGAUGAGUUGCCCGCAACGCGCCAGAUGCUCGAGCGCCUCUGGGGUUUGCUCGAGCAGCGGAAUGUCAAGAUACCCGACGACGUCAAGGCCGACUAUCAAGCGCUGAAGGCCAAGGACUCGCAUGACUGGCAGCCCCGGCAGAGGGUCAGGACAGUGAAAAGCGUAGUGGCAAAGGGCAAGAGAAUCGAAAACCCCAAAACGAAGACGGAGAGGAAGGCUGAAAGACAGCGGGUCGAUAAGUUGCACAAGCGUCUCGAAGAAGGGAAAGCCAAGCAGACCAAGUUUCUGUUACACACGCCGGACGGCGAAAUGUACGACGCACGGAAGCCUGUCCUUAUUCCAGACGAAGCUGGAGACGAGGACGUUGCCGGCGAGCAGAUGACAGCGGAAGAGGCGGCAGCCAUCGAACAUGCUGACUUCAUGAAGAAUGGCAGUUCUUACCGACCCCGGGCGCUUACUCUACCGUCUGGGCUUGUCGCGAAGAACGUCGUUGCGGGAGUCAAGCGCAGGUCAAGCGAUUCGAAUCCCUUUGCGACACUCAAGAUGGGUGAAAUAGAAGGCGUGUUCGUGUCGAUCGCGGAGAGCCAGUUGGGAUGA